Messenger RNA from Acytostelium subglobosum LB1, 1725 nucleotides. RefSeq lists its product as hypothetical. Gene Ontology annotation, cellular component: heterotrimeric G-protein complex. Lineage: Eukaryota; Evosea; Eumycetozoa; Acytosteliales; Acytosteliaceae. The record is from RefSeq and is a predicted model, not a curated record. Gene Ontology annotation, molecular function: G protein-coupled receptor binding; GTPase activity; guanyl nucleotide binding. Gene Ontology annotation, biological process: adenylate cyclase-modulating G protein-coupled receptor signaling pathway. The transcript is spliced from 5 exons. The coding region runs from base 1 to 1725 and encodes 574 amino acids.
AUGGAGCCAGUAUCAUCACCCUCAUUAAAUGGCUCAAACCUUCAAACUUCCACUGGGCCUGGUCGUGUUAUCAGAUCAUACCUUUGCAAAAAGGGUCAUGUUGUCAAGAACUGGAAGUUAAGAUUGUUUGUGCUAAAGGUUGGAUCAAACUACUGUGAAUACUUUGUGGAUGAAACAAAAGAACAACAACAUCAACCUCAGGGAAGGAUACCUCUAUUCAAUGCAAAGGUGGAGGAGUACAUUCACAACAAGAGUCACAAUGCCAGAGAGUUUUGUUUCAUUGUAGAGACGACAGAGGGCAAGUCUUGGAUCAUAUCGGCCAGUACAAAGGCACAGCAGAUAAUGUGGAUAGAGGCCAUUCGUGAGGCUGCUAGCUUUGCACAUGAGAGCGACGAGUCAAGACUGCAGAAGCACAAGCAGAUCGAGAAGAUGCUAAAGACGGACUCAAAGGUUCAAAACAAGACGACAAUCAUCAAGCUCCUACUAUUGGGCACGGGCGAGUCUGGCAAGAGUACCAUUGUGAAGCAGAUGAAGAUCCUACACUCAAAGGGUUUCUCACCUGAUGAGAAGGACUUUUACAGACAGUUGGUGCAACGCAAUCUAAUAGAUGGUGUUGCAAUAUUGGUGCGAGUCAUCACCGAGCAUAACAUCGAGGUGUCACCAGAGACGAGGAUGGCCAUCGAACACUUUAUGACUUGGCAUAAGGUCUAUGAACAACAGAGACCAACUGUCCUUCGCUUCAAUGGUAUUACUUCUCCUACAGGUAGCCAAUCACCUGCUGACGCAAACACUCCACCAUCAACACCAUCAACUCCCAACACCAACACCACUACUAGUUCAGAACUGAGUACAUCAAUGUCAGAGCUUGAUAUUAGCAAUACGCCAUCGGCCGACAACAACACCAGCACAGCCACCACAAGCAGCGGCAACAAUCAACAAACCGAUAGAAAGAACAAAUCACACAGCAGAAACAAUAGCGAAUCAAAGAGCAUCUAUAACAUCGAAGAGAAUGGUAUUCCUCCCAUCAUCUCCAACUACAUCACAACAUUGUGGUCCGACUCCGUCGUACAAUCCGAUGUACUCAUCAAGGCCCAACAAUACCACAUCAAUGAGAGUACUCAAUUUUACUUGAAUGAAAUCAAGAGGAUCACCAAGCCAAGCUAUGUGCCAUCCAGUCUGGACAUUCUUAAAUCAAGGAGCACCACCAAUGGAGUGGUGGAGACAGACUUUAAGGUACUGGAGGUAUUGUUUAGGAUUGUCGAUGUCGGUGGACAGAGAGGCGAGCGAAAGAAGUGGAUCUCCUUCUUUGAUGACGUAACGGCCAUUAUCUAUGUGUCUGCCAUCAAUGAGUACGACCAGGUAUUGGUAGAGGACAACUCCACCAAUCGUCUACAAGAGUCACUGACGUUGUUUGAUCAAGUGUGCAAUGACCCAACCUAUCCAAACACAUCAAUCAUCCUCUUCCUCAACAAGAUUGAUAUCUUUAGAGAGAAGCUCAAGAGAACUCCAUUGCAAAUCUGCUUCCCUGAUUACAAAGAUGAUCAUUCCUAUGAUAAGGCCUCCAACUACAUCAAGAAUCAGUUCUUGAGCAAAAAAAGAGUCAACGAUCGCUCCAAGUAUAUAUACUACCACUUCACCUGUGCAACAGAUACCAAGUCCUUUGAGAACGUAUUUAACUCUGUACAAGACAUUAUACUCUCCAGGACAUUAGAAUUGGCUGUCUAG